This is a messenger RNA of Larimichthys crocea (large yellow croaker), 1860 nucleotides long. It is a transcript of the gene rassf10b, whose product is annotated as Ras association domain family member 10b. The coding region runs from base 253 to 1638 and encodes 461 amino acids. NCBI's taxonomy places the organism in Eukaryota, Metazoa, Chordata, Actinopteri, Sciaenidae. Gene Ontology annotation, biological process: signal transduction. The record is from RefSeq and is a predicted model, not a curated record. The transcript has a single exon.
AUUUUAUUGUGGUGCUGAUAUGAAGUCAUCUUCACUGACACUUGCUCCUUGCAGUCAUGUGAUCACAGCAGUCUCGUCGGGGCGCAGUAGAGUUUCCUUGACUUGGCCUCAUGAAAAGUGCACAGAGGGACACAUGGAGCACCAAACCUCCUGCAAACUUCUCAGACGUGUCUGGGACGCAGCGCGCAUGCACGCAGACGCAGCUGCGCUUUUCUCCAGACAUGCGGAUUUAAAUCUCUUCUAAGACUUGUAAUGACACUUCUCAUAAAAAGUGCAUUUUAUCGGUCAUUCGUGAUGGAGUCGGACGAAACUAAGAUUUCAGUGUGGGUCUGCCGAGAGGAGAAGCUCGUCUCCGGCUUGUCAAAGCGCACAACCUGCGCAGAUGUUAUCAGAGUACUCGUGGAAGACCAAAACUCGCAGCACGGCCCCUCCACAGCUUCGCUCUCAGGGUGCUCACAGUCUUACUGCGUCGUGGAGAAAUGGAGAGGUUUCGAGAGGAUUUUACCGAACAAAACCAAGAUUCUGCGGCUGUGGGUCGCGUGGGGAGAGGAGCAGGGCAACGUGAAGUUUGUGUUGGUGAGAUGCGAGGCGUCUUUGGCGAACCACGGCGCGCGGAGCGCAGAGGCGCGUGUGGUGCUCAGCAAACACAGCCCCUGUGUCACCAAGGGGGCCGCGCGGGCUCCCGUGGGUGGCUUCUCCCCUGAGAAACAGCGUCGGAUCGUCAGGAAAGCUUUCAGAAAGUUGGAGAAGAUCAAUAAUAAAAAGAGAGCGCGGGCGGCGCACAGAGACGCGUCCUCUGCGGAGAAGAUGGAGACUUUGGCUCAUCUUGUUAUUUCUCAGGAUCACACGAUCCGCCAGCAGAUCCAGAGGAUCUCGGAGCUGGACGCAGAGAUCGAGAGGUGCGAGGCAGAGGUGCACUUUGACAGAAUCAAAAGACACGGGAUUAAUUAUGUGCAGGACACGUAUUUAGAGGAUGCUGCUGCAGCCUCCGGCCGAGAGGGAGACAAACUGUGUACACCUGAGAAUCUCGCCAAGUUUGAGGAGUAUGUCCGGCAGUGUGAGGACGUGGUUAGACUACAUGAGGAGCUGUGGGAGCAGGAAGCCCUUAUAGACACCAUCACCACGCAGGUGCAGGAGGAGCUGAACCACCGCUGGAUGCAGCGGAGGAAAGAGGAGCUGCGGAGCAGCACCGGCGAGGGCGCACCAGCCCUCCCUAGCACGGAGGCAGACGCAUCAUCGGAAAACGAGCUGCUUUUGGAAGCUGAGAGGAUCAGGACACAGUUAGAUGCGAGUUUAUACAUCGGUCUGCGCCUCAACACGGAUUUAGAAGCUAUUAGGAGCGAUUUAGAGCUGACCCAGGAGAUUUGCGGGGCCAGGGAGAAGGAGAUGAGGGAUUUGCUGGAGAAAGUGAACAGUUUGGACAUAGAGGAAGGGACAGCCAGUGAGGAAAGAUGUAGCCACGGGGCGGACGACAAGACGGGGAUGAUGAGCACUUUGGAGAGGAAGAGCGAGUGGGUGGAGCAGGCCAGGGGUCUGUCCAAAGUUCACAGUGUGAACGACGACGACUCAGACACCGGCCUGAGUUCUCUGCACAGUCAGGACUCAGACAGCCAGCCAGUGUGGGAGUCACUGGUUUAGGAUUUUACCAGUAAAGGUCACUUAUGAUAAAGAACUUGUACACUCUCAGGGAUUCUCAUUACUCUGAAGAAAAGGCAAAUACACCACAUGGACGGCAGUGAACUUAAAGUGGACUUGUCUUUGUAUGGCAUCCUAUAUUUUUUUAUAACAUCCUUCUUGAACUGGUUUUCGAGCUACUUUUCUCACCAAUAAAGUUGUUAUUUUGACACAAAAUAAAUGUUU